Molecule: messenger RNA, 585 nt
Organism: Quercus lobata
Lineage: Eukaryota; Viridiplantae; Streptophyta; Magnoliopsida; Fagales; Fagaceae
Exons: 1
Coding region: 1-585 (194 amino acids)
Source: RefSeq, a predicted model, not a curated record
AUGUCGGUGGCCCGACUCCCCGCUGAAGCUGACAACUGUGAGUUUAAGAGGGCUAAAGGGAUGGCCUCGCCCAUACUCGGAUUCUCGGAUGAGGAUAAAGUUGGAACCGUCCAGCCCCACGACGAUGUUCUAGUCGUCACACUCAGGAUUGGGGGAUAUGACGUGAAGAGGGUGUUAGUCGAUCAAGACAGUGUCGUGGAAGUAAUGUACCCCGACCUAUACAAGGGGCUGAAGCUGAGACCAAAAGACUUGACAGCAUGCGACUCCUCUUUGGUAAGCUUUGAAGGGAAAACUGUUACUCUAAAAGGUCAGAUUAGGCUGCCUAUACAAACAGGCUCGAACAUAGUGGAGGUGGACUUCAUAGUGGUGGAUGCGUAUUCGCCCUACACCGCCAUUGUAGCCAGACCUUGGCUUCAUGCCCUAGGGGCUGUAUCCUCAACCUUACACCAAAAGAUGAAGUACCCGUCGGAGGGUCGAGUCAAAGAAGUGAUAGGGGACCAAGCCAUGGCCUGGCAAUGCAUGGUGUUCGCCAUCUCAAGACGGCCGAGUGUCGAGCCCUCAACCUCUACCGAGAAUGGCUUAUAG